Messenger RNA from Prunus avium (sweet cherry), 3558 nucleotides. The record is from RefSeq and is a predicted model, not a curated record. Lineage: Eukaryota; Viridiplantae; Streptophyta; Magnoliopsida; Rosales; Rosaceae.
AUGGGAUGCAUUAACAUGUGGUUGAGAUCAUUACCAUCUUCUUCUACUACUACUUCUUCUUCUUCUGUUGCUGCUGCAGAUACUGAUAUCACCCCUCUUCAAGAAAAGUAUGAUGUGUUUAUUAGUUUCAGAGGUGAGGACACCCGCCGUACAUUUACCAGCCAUCUCUAUGAUGCUUUAUGUCUGAAGAAAAUCGAAACCUACAUAGAUUACAGGCUCGUGAGAGGAGGUGAAAUUGCUCCUGCCCUUCUCGAAGCAAUCCAGAGAUCAGCAAUUUCGGUAAUCAUUUUCUCAAAAAACUAUGCUUCUUCCACUUGGUGUCUAGAUGAACUUGUGCAUAUACUAGAAUGCAAGGAAAAAAAUGGCCAGGUUGUUAUACCCAUUUUUUACGACAUCGUGCCAUCAGAUGUACGGAAACAACAGGGGAGUUAUGCACUUGCAUUUCGUCAACUUGAAAAAUGUUUCAGGGACUCUAUCAACAAGGUGCACAAGUGGAGGGCUGCUUUGACACAAGCAGCCAAUCUAUCUGGUUUUGAUGAUUCUGAAAAAACAGAGGAGAAAUCAGAACAAAUGGAUGGACUGAAUCAGUUGCGAAAUAAACUUCUUGGUGAGAUAUUAAAGGAAAAAAAUCUAAAUAUCGACACUCCGUCUAUACCACCUAAUAUUCUAAUUAGGCUCAGGCGUACGAAGGCGCUCAUUGUUCUUGAUGAUGUGAAUGCUGCAAGCCAACUAGAAGUUCUUGUUGGUUAUCAUGAUCAGUUUUGCCAAGGAAGUCGAAUCAUUAUAACAGCAAGAGAUAAAGGCCUACUUGAGCAAAAAGUUGACCAUGAUAAGAUAUACAAGGUCGAGGGAUUAAGUUCAGAUGAAGCUCUUCAGCUCUUUCAUUCGCAUGCUUUCAGAAAUAAGUCUCCAACAACAGAUUAUAGUGAGUUGUCAAGAAAGGUGGUGCAUUAUAUUAAGGGCAUUCCAUUAGCUCUUAAAGUUAUGGGGUCCUCAUUCCUUCCUUUCAAGAGUAAACAAGAGUGGGAAGAUCAACUGAACAAAUUGAAACGGUUUCCAAUCGAAGAAAUCAAGAGAGUGUUGAGAGUAAGUUACGAUGGAUUAGAAGAAAAUGAGAAGGAGAUAUUUCUUGAUAUAGCAUGUUUUCAUAAAGACCGUAAAAGGAAAUAUGCAAAAGAGUUAUUAGAUAGUCGUGGUUUCUGUGGGGAAGUCGGAAUCAAAGUUCUCAUUGAUAGGUCUCUCAUAUCAAUUUCAGAAUGGAACUGCAUAGAGAUGCAUGAUUUGCUGCAAGAAAUGGGUAGGGCAAUUGCUUGCGGACAAUGUUAUGAAGAAAGUAGUAGGUUGUUCAUUGCAGAGGAUGUCUAUCAAGUAUUGACAAAUAACCAGAGAGCUACAUCUGUUCAAGCCAUAUCCUUUGACUGGUCUAAGAUUGAAAAGCUAAACUUGAAUCAAGCGAACUUCAAAAAGAUGUAUCAACUGCGAUGGCUACGUGUUGGUUAUCUUCCGUUGAGCUUUCCAAGUUCCGGUCAAUCUAGGUUUCUCGAGAAAUGCACAUUAAUUGUUUCUCUUGAUUUGCCCAAUUCUCUUAGAUAUCUUGACUGGGAGGGAUAUCCUUUGAAAUGUUUGCCAUCAAGAUUUUCUCCGGUAAAUCUUGUUGAGCUUCAUUUGCCGUUCAGCCAAGUUGGGCCACAACUUUGGAAUGAAGACCAGAAUCUUAUCAACUUAAAAGUGAUCAGUCUUCAACACUCCAAACAUCUGAUUGAAGUUCCAAAUCUCUCUCGGAGUCUAAAAAUUGAGCAUAUAAAUCUUUUUGGCUGUGAAAGUUUGGUUGAAAUUCCUUCGUAUUUUCAAUAUCUUGAGAAGCUUACUUAUCUUGGACUUGGAUACUGCAAAAAUCUCAAAUAUCUUCCGGAGAUGCCAUGCAAUGUUAAGUUCUUAGAUUUAUCUCAUACAGCAAUAAAGGAAUUGCCUUCAUCAGUUUGGUCCCACGAAAAAAUUACUGACUUUGAUGUUACAAAUUGUAAAGACCUUAAGAGUCUUCCAAGAAGCAGUUGUAAGCUGAAUGUCUCGGGUACUUUUAGUCUACGUGGCUGCGAAUCUCUUUGCGAGUUUUCGGAGCUUCCCAGAAAUACAGUAGUGUUAGAUUUGAGGGGGACAGCAAUAAAAGAAUUGCCCUCAUCAAUCGAGUUUGUCUUUGGUCUCACUACAAUUAAACUGUACUCUUGCAAAAGCCUUAUGAGUCUCCCAAAGAACAUUUGGAAUCUGAAACGCCUUGAUCUCAGACGUUGCUCUAACUUUCAAUACUUGCCAAAAAUCUCAGAGCGUACGGAACAUCUGGAGUUUCUAAAUUUAUCAAGGACAGCGGUUAAAAAGCUACCCCCAUCGAUUGGAAAUCUAGUCGGGCUUCGAAAAUUAGACCUCACUAAGUGCAGUAUACAAGAAAUCCCUGAUGACCUCGUUUUCUUAACCUCAUUGAAGGAGUUGAAUCUGAAUGAUACCAAAAUUCAGAGCAUACCUGCAAGCAUCAAACAAGCAGCUUGGCUGUCUCGCCUACGCCUCAUCCGUUGCGAUAGCCUGAAAUCUUUACCAGAGCUCCCCCCCCUGCUGAAAAGUCUUGAAGUAGAAGGUUGCACAUCACUGAAGACAGUGUCAAGUUCAAGCACUGCACUCAUACAAUGUUGGGACGAAUAUAUAUUUUCUCCAGGGCUUCAUGAGAAACAUAUAUUUCCUAGUUGCCCAAAGUUGGAUCAGAAUGCACGAAGCAAUAUAAUGGCUGAUGCACAGCUCAGAAUUAUGAGAAUGGCAAUUGCGUCGUCAACGUUUAAAGAAGACAAAAUUGAAGAUGCAUCAUAUGAUUCAGAUGAUUCCAAUUAUGAAUAUGAACCAGAUAAUACAAAUGAAUCAGAGGGAAAGUUUCACAGGAGAUCUUUAGUUGCCAUUAAAUGUUCGGGGUAUGAAAUUCCAAAUUGGUUCAGCCAUCAAAGUGAGGGAUCUUCAAUAAAGAUUCAGCUUCCUCCUGAUUGGUUUAGCACAGAUUUCUUGGGUUUCGCUCUAUCUCUUGUUAUUGCAUUCGACAACUAUGAUGCUAAAUGGUAUUUGAAGAUCCGAUGCAAGUACAACUUCAAAACUAGUAAUGGUGAAAGCCAUGAAAUCAACGAUCCUUUGUAUUAUCCUUAUCCGUAUGGAGGCAGUUUCCAAGAUUCCCAUCAGGUGUUUGUAUGGUGGUAUGAUGUCUUUGAAGUUGUGAAGGGAGCUCAAAGGCCCACUGCAUUUUACAAACUUGUUACUGAGGCCUCUGUUGACUUCAACUUAGUGAGUAUUUUCAACGAGCCCUCUUUGGUGGAGGGAUUGGAGGUGGAAAAAUGUGGGAUCUGUUUGUUAUAUGCCCAAGAUGCUGAUAUCAUAAAGCAGAGGACUUUGUAGGUCAAGCGGUUUAUGAACUUUUAUCCUAAAUUCAAAUUUCUUUUUGAGGUGCAAUAUCAUUUUUAUUUGAGCCUUUGGCUGAGGAAGCUUAGGGAUGUAUUUCUUGUUUUAACCAUUCAGCCUCUCCAUCACCAA